UCAGGGGUUUGAAGUUUGAAUCAUUAAUCGCAGCUAUUUCUUUCUUAAGGCUUAUUAUUUUAUAAUACAGUGAACUAAAGUUCUAAAAAUGUGGUGUACGUUGCUUUUAGUUUUAAAUUUGAACCCUCAAAUUUCGGCAAGCCUAAGAUUAGUGUAUUGAUCUGAUCUUGUGUUUUAAAGCUAACCCGAUAUUUUCACGGCUAAAAUCUUAGUCACUAGUCAGUCCUAAAUUUGAAUUAGCCGAAGCUGAAGUAAAUGGAUAGCUACCAAAGCUUAUGAACCUACCGAAUAGACAAUAGAUUUUUUAUUCCUUUAAUAAGUCAAGAAUCAGAGUGAUGGUCCAAUAAAUUCCUCAUUACUGGCCUAAUAAGAAGAAAUGUCAAGAGCAAGGAGUGUUCCAGCUGAUAAGGCUGGUCAUGGAAUAAAAGUACGAGUGCACAAUACUGUGUCUGUUCCGUUGGUCCAACCCAGAUCCCCAGACAUGAUCCCUGCGUUCGCUGGUAUUGAUAACGGCGAUGCAGACAAAUCGAUGUUAGUUAAAAGGAAUAGAAAAAUGGGAUUUCAAGUUGAAAAUCCUUUGUCCAGAAGUAGAAAUAUUCGGGAAGAGCCGAAGAAACUCAAUCGUAACUCAAAGAAGGGACCAGGAACCAUCUCGAUCCCUCUCAAUAUAAACAAGAAAGCAAAUACCAAAGUACAAAAAGCGUCUACAUUUUCCAAUCUGAACGUUGAGCUUAAUAAACCCACAAGGAAAGCUUUCACAGCUAGAGAGCAAGGUGAUGAAAAAAAUGUAAAAGACUUAUUGAAAAAGUUUUUAGACAGUGAUUUUCCUCCGUACAACCCUGAAGAUUUUACUCCUAAGGAUAAUAGUGUUAGUGAGGGUGACCUAGGUAAUAGUGAACUGUUGCAAAACAUUCGACAAGAGCUCGACGAGUGGCUCUCAAAGUGUCCUGAAGAGAAUAAGAAGAAAGACUCUUGUCCUGAGAUGUGGAGUUCAGUGCCUUCUACAUGUAUGUAUACAUUUAAGUUGCGUUGUUAUAGUAUAUAUAAAUCAGCACAUUGCGCACAGUUUACCCAGGUAAAUUUACUUCACAUGUGUGUAUACACCGAAAUAGUAUUCGCUGAUGAAUUAAAAACACAUUGCACUAAAGUUCGGUUUAUGGGCGGUUCAGGCGAAGGACACGACACCGAAGGAGCAAUGAAGCAGAGCGGAGAGGAGGCCAGAGUCCAAAGGGACGUUUAA
Macrosteles quadrilineatus (aster leafhopper) is the source of this 1240-nucleotide messenger RNA. RefSeq lists its product as uncharacterized. The record is from RefSeq and is a predicted model, not a curated record. The transcript is spliced from 6 exons. NCBI's taxonomy places the organism in Eukaryota, Metazoa, Arthropoda, Insecta, Hemiptera, Cicadellidae. The coding region runs from base 377 to 1240 and encodes 287 amino acids.